Molecule: messenger RNA, 615 nt
Organism: Paramuricea clavata
Lineage: Eukaryota; Metazoa; Cnidaria; Anthozoa; Malacalcyonacea; Plexauridae
Source: the annotation of a GenBank genome assembly
AUGCGCAGUGACAAAUCUUGCUGUGGUGAAUUUCGAUCUCAAGCAGCCAAAGAUUUCUUGGGAGACGCAAUGAGGCUCCCAUCCCAAAGUUCUGUGUACAAGGGUUGUUACAACACAUUCCUCCAGGAAACCAUGAAUACAAGUAAGCGCUUCGGUGAUGCAGGACAACCAAAUGCGGAAGAAAAGGCACUUGGAAGUUGUCCAAUUUGUCCAUCUUUUUCUUUUAAAUCGAAGACUGAGAUGGAUAGACAUCAAAGCAUGUUUCAUCGCCACCAGAAGAUACCGUCCAAAGAGGUUCAACGUAUCUACUGCUCAUUUGAAGGAUGUGGAAAAAGUUUUGGUUCAGAGUCGUCCCGUAUGAAAAACAUGAACAUCCACAUGAUAAUUCCAAUCAACCGCCGCCACUCGAGUUUACAUUUGAAAACAACCAUUUCACCGAAAUUUAAACGUGAUGAAAACGAUUUACACGUGAAAAUUAAUGAAUAUUUGUUCUUAUUAAAUUCCAAAUUAAUUGAGAUUUUUCUAAUUGCUGGCCGUUAUUGUGCAAGCAAGGACGUGUGUUCGUUUGCUUGUGCGAGACAAAACUUGCGACUCCAACUGUUUCAAUUAACUUGA